Messenger RNA from Salvia hispanica, 1158 nucleotides. The record is from RefSeq and is a predicted model, not a curated record. NCBI's taxonomy places the organism in Eukaryota, Viridiplantae, Streptophyta, Magnoliopsida, Lamiales, Lamiaceae.
AUGCGGCGAGAGUUGUUUCUCCAGAUUGUUCACGCGUUGGAGACGCGCGACGAGUACUUCCAGUGGCGGGAAGAUGCGGCCCACAGAAAGGGUCCAUCCCCGCUGACGAAGUGCACGGUUGUGCUUCGUCAGUUGGCAUACGGCACUACGGCGGACAUGUUCGACGAGUAUCUUCACGUCGGGGAUACAACUGGUCGGGAGUGUCUGGACCUGCUGUGGAUGCACGAUACGGUGCACGGCUUUCCUGAAAUGUUAGGGAGUAUUGAUUGUAUGCACUGGGAGUGGAAGAAUUGUCCUGCAGCGUGGAGAGGCCAAUUCACCAAUGGGUAUAAGGGUACCCACCCGACGAUGAUCCUUGAAGCAAUCGUUGACUACAGUCUUUGGAUUUGGCAUGCUCACUUUGGCGUGGCGGGGUCCAACAAUGACAUCAAUGUGCUGAACUCGUCCAGUCUCUUCACCGAGCAAUGCAAUGGCAACGGUCCGAUUAUCAGCUUCACUGCCAACGGACGACAGCAUCAUAUGGGGUACUACUUAGCCGACGGCAUUUACCCAAGAUGGCCAGUUUUCUUGAAGACGAUCUCCUGCCCAACGGGUGCGAGGAGAGAGUUUUUUGCGGCAAAGCAGGAGGCUGCACGGAAGGACGUGGAGCAUCAUAUCGCCAAUGUCAUGUACGUGUGCAUCAUCUUGCACAACAUGAUUAUUCACGAUGAAGGUCGUGCAGCUAGCCAGUGGUCCGACGAUGAAGCCGCUCCGAGCGCAGGUCAUGCAGCCCCGCCGGUCGUUCGAGGUUUACCCUAUGGACUUAGCGAGAGAUUACAAGCUCAGAAGAGCAUGCGCAACCAACAAGCUCAUCUUGAUCUCAUGAACGACAUGAUUGAAGAAGUAUUUAUUUAUGGUGCAACUGUCAGUUGGAAAUCUAGCUUGCAGAAUAUAGUGGUUUUAUCCACCACUAAGGCCGAGUAUAUGGCACUAACAGCUGCGACUAGGAAGAGCUUCUGGUUGCAGGGAGUGUCAGCUGACUUUGGUGUGAAGCAGGAAGUUGUGGCCUUAGGAUGUGAUAACAACGGUGCAAUUUAUCUUGCCGAGAACCAAGCUUUAUCCAAGGAGAAGCUUGAGCUAUGCCUUAAGCUUGUUGGCAUGUGUAAAAGGGAUAUGUAG